CCUUCCACAAGACGACGAUCUCCAUCAGUCCGAUCAAUAUUCUGGCAUACGCUCUGGACGCAAGCGCAAGCCAGAUAGACGCGCAUUCUAUCGUCAACGACUAGCUCGUCGCAAUCAGUUAGCGUCCCAAGACGACGACGAGACUAAUUCCGACAACGACGGUGAUUCUAACGAACGCGAUUCCGACGAACACGACGAACACGACGAGCACGACAAUUCCGACAGUCAACGCGAUUCGGAUUCAAACCAGCCUCAGCCAUCACCUCAUCUUGAUCCGAUCAAUCACCUAUUACUCCAACCCUUCGUUGAACUCUUAGAGAAACUUAAGAGCAUCUCAAAAGUAGUUAACAAGAAUCUUGAGAAAUACGCUCCAGCUCGACAAGUACCCUCCUCCACCAUCACCAUGGCUACCCAAGAGGAGGAGCAGUCGCAGCAGCGAGUCUUCGUGGAUGGCUCAUUUGCGGAGCUUGCCAAGGAGAUGGCUGAUUACCUGCACGUCGGCGAAGAGGUGAAGCCUCUAUUGGAGAAGGAUCAGAAAGAUGAAGUUCUUAAGAAGAUUGUGCUCGCAUCUCCUGCUCUCAAUGCAGUACCCGAGAAGGAGUUCCAGUCAAGCUACAACUUGCUUGUCUACCUAGUCCUACAAUCUGACAACGUCGGAAUGUUUCUUCCUCGCGUAUGCGAUAACCUUACGAAGCCCAUUACUUCAUCACCUGUUCAUGGUCCCGGUCUAGCCCUUAACGCUCUUACUACCAUCUUCAAUCUGCUCAAGCACGACAACGAGCGAGACAGCGAUUUACGUUUCAAUGUCUUCAUGGCAAUCUUACGAUUCGUCAAGCACAAUGGCUUCUACGAGACCCUUAAGAAGUCCUUGCCCGAUGUUAAGGGUUGGCUCCAGCAGUGGGAGUCUGACGAGGAGGAUCAGCGCAAGCUGUACACCGAAGUUGCCGAGGUAGCUCUUGAAGCAGGUGACGAAGAGACCUCGUAUCAGUAUGUCCUCAGCGCUUUGCGCACCUUUGACGACGAUGAGACGAAGUCGGAAGAGGCUCAGAAGCUAGCCCUGCGCGCUCUAAAGACCGCGCUCUUAUCACCAACACACAACGAUUUCCAAGACCUCCUUGCCGUACCAGCUAUCCAAUCACUCUCUGAGUCACAUCCUCUUUACCAUGAGCUUCUUGUAAUCUUUGCUGAGAAGGACUUGGAAGAUUACAACGACUUCAAUGAUGAGCAUGAGGGUUUCAUCGAGAAAGAACAACUAGAUGGCGACAAGCUUCACCGCAAGAUUCGAUUGCUCACAUUCGCUAGCCUUGCAGCUAGCACCCCUAAUCACGAGAUUCCCUACGCGAAUAUCGAAAAGGCGUUGCAGAUCCCAUCCGAAGAAGUUGAGAUGUGGACCAUCGACGUAAUUCGUGCUGGGCUUGUGGAGGGCAAGCUUUCUCAGCUUAAGAAAGUGUUCCUCGUCCACCAGACAUUCUACCGUGUUUUCGGCGAGAAGCAGUGGCGUGAAGUUGGUGACCGCGUGGAAGGAUGGAAGGUCAUCAUCCGCAACGUGAUUUCCAACCUGCGUAGGGAGCAGGGCAACGCCGAGGCGCACAAGAAACGCGAGACGGAGGAAAUUGAGCGACGUCUGGCAAACACGGGUAUGGGUGGCAGUGGUCCAUCUGGAGGUGAACGAGGCGGUGGUGGACGCCGAGGAGGCGACCGUGGUGACCGUGGUGGCCGUGGUGAUCACAGUGAGCGCGCACCUCGUCGAGAGCGAACGGAUGACGAUGACUAGAUCAUCGCGCGUUCCCUUUCUUGACGUUUCCGGCUUACGUUGGUUGCAUCGGCACGGCUUAGGCGUCUACGGCUUUCACGGGCGAGAUUACACAUCGGUUUCGAAAAGGGUACUCAAGGCAUAAAAGGCGGUGGCUUUGAAGAUGAGUGUGUUUGGUAUUCGCACGGCCUGCCGCUGUUGGCGGCUUGCACCUCGGGAGAAGGUGCUAUAUGUUGUGAUGCGUGACGAUGGAUGGCGCAUAUGAAAUGCGCGAUGAGUUACGCCCCUGAGGUCUGCUCCUGGGUUCCUAUCUGGAACAGAUGACCUUAUUAUCCAAGGUCGCCCAAGGGCUGAGGCGCAUGAUGCAUUCUCCGGCCUACUUUCCUUUGUUCUCCGCUCAGAGCUUGUGUAUUUAGAGGAUACAGAAAAGUUCUCUCAAGGGAAGGCACCCAACUCUCCCCGGAAUGGUAAAUGCAAAAACUUACAUUAUUAC
Molecule: messenger RNA, 2246 nt
Organism: Annulohypoxylon maeteangense
Lineage: Eukaryota; Fungi; Ascomycota; Sordariomycetes; Xylariales; Hypoxylaceae
Product: PCI-domain-containing protein
Exons: 2
Coding region: 404-1774 (456 amino acids)
Biological process (GO): cytoplasmic translational initiation
Cellular component (GO): eukaryotic translation initiation factor 3 complex; cytoplasm
Molecular function (GO): translation initiation factor activity
Source: RefSeq, a predicted model, not a curated record